This is a messenger RNA of Mya arenaria, 5056 nucleotides long. Its product is annotated as sorting nexin-13-like. NCBI's taxonomy places the organism in Eukaryota, Metazoa, Mollusca, Bivalvia, Myida, Myidae. Gene Ontology annotation, molecular function: phosphatidylinositol binding. The transcript is spliced from 27 exons. The record is from RefSeq and is a predicted model, not a curated record. Bases 94 to 2919 code for a protein of 941 amino acids. Gene Ontology annotation, cellular component: early endosome.
GCCGACUAGUAGUGGUGUUGUCAAACAAUCCUUCCGUUUUUAGUCAUUUUAGUUAAAUAUGUCAUGAUUUAAAGUUUGAAAUAUUGCAGUAAGAUGGUAGGAGGGCAGGCAGUGUGGAUCACACUGGCUGUGAUCCUGUACCUGUUCACGUUCGGAAGUUUUGGUGUUGCUCUCAUCUUCUACAUUUUACUGGGAAUUGCAGGGGCUGUAGCUAUUGCUUUCUACUAUGGAAGUGAAGAGUCGUCUCAACACCUGUUGACUACUGAUAAUGUGCCCUUGUCAGCUCCUGGUAUCUCUGAGAUACAAAUGUUGAUGGAGGGAUCAUUGAAGAUUCGUAGAUUUGACAAGAGAAUCACUGGAGCUAGCGUCAUUGAUGAAGUCCUGCAGUCGGUUUUGGAGUAUACAGCGCGAGACUAUAUCAAGAACUGGUACCGUGAUAUAAGCGAUGAUGGCCAUUUCCUGCUCCAGAUACAGCAAUGUGUUCAGAAGGUCUUCAUCACAUUCUCUCAAAGAUCUAAAGACGUAGAUUGGAUGCCAUAUUUCACCCAGAGAAUGGUGGAUGACUUUGCCUCUCACAUCAGGUUAUACAUGCAAGCGCUGGACAAAUCCAAGGUGGCCAACAAGGAGGAGAGAGGCCCCCUGCUUGAGCAGAACUUUUUUGACCUUGAGGUUAAAAUGGAGAAGGAUAUAUGUCGGGAUCUAGUGUCUCUGUCCCCUCAAGACGAAAAACAGUAUUUACAAGAUCUCACAGAUGUUUUAUUGUUCCUGUUUUUACCAACAGAAGAUUAUAACAACAAACCUUUUAGAUAUAUAAUAAGAGAAGUGCUUGUAAAUGGUGUUCUAGUACCAACCAUAGACCUCCUGUGUGAUCCAGACUACAUCAACUCAUACAUAGCCUGGAUGUGCAAGGAGGGGUCGUUUACGAACGAGAUGUUCAUGUCUGUGAUAAAGUACAAUGACAACAUCGAGGAGCUGGUUUCCAUUGUUGAGAAGAUUGACUGUGAUAUUGCCAAGUGGCGCUCAAAAGAUACAGGUGGGACUAAUGACACGCAAAUCAAGCAGAACCUGAACAGCUUGCUGUUUGUGAAGAAGCAGUGUGAGGAGAAGAUAUCCCGUCUCCAGCAGGGCAUUGAUGAUACAGAGUUUGCUCCUGAUGUGCCGGAGCACAUGCGAAGUGGCACUCAACAAUUUAUGCUCAGCUUAGAUGACAUCAUCAGUAACAACAUUGCACUAGCAGCAUUUAUAGAGUUUAUGACAAAUAUAGGCGGAGAGUAUCUCCUGUUCUUCUAUUUAAACAUCGAGGGAUUCCGUGCAGCAGCAGAACAGCAGCUUGAGGUUGUCAAUAACCAUGGCAACAAGGACGGGAAGGAUUUGGAGCCGCUGCGUAAACAAGUCAACAUUAUAUAUAACCAGUACCUGUCAGAUAAGGCCACGUCGCGUGUCCGUGUAGAACCUGCAAUUCUGAAGCGCUGUGCAGCAAAGAUCAAGAGCAAGCAGAUGCAGGGGGAUGUGUUCGACGAGGUCCAGGCACGGGUGUACCAGAUGUUACACGGUGAACAGUAUUACCACGCAUUUAUCCAGAGCCAAGCGUACAUGAAGGUUCUAGAUGACCUCGGCUUUGAUAACAAGAAUGAGGAUUCCGACACACUCAGUAUUGAUGACAGUGUGUCCAUGCAGGCUCUGGAUGUUAAUGAGGACAAUGGUGGGGAUUCAAGUGACACUGCCUCCCUGUAUACAGACUCCACGAGGUCCAACUCCCCGUGCAAGGCCCUCGACUACAGCAUUACAGCGCAGAUCUCACAGACUGGCAUUAUUACAGAGUCUGAGAAGACAGGGAAAUCGUACGCGGUGUUCUCUAUCCGUGUGACGAAAAGUGUAGAAGAUGAAGAGGAAAUAUUUGACGUGUACAGGAGAUACAGCGAUUUCCACGACCUUCAGAUGAUCAUGACUGAAAAACUUCCAACCUUUUAUGGACCAUCCCUACCUCCAAAAUCUCUUCUGAAGAGCACAAACAAGGACUUCCUUGAAAAACGACGAAAAGCUCUCGACAAUUAUCUUCAGACGUUGCUUUCACCCAAGCUGUGGGAACAGCAUCCUGGUGUUCGUGAAUUUGUGUUGAAGUUUCUUUCUAAGGGCAUCUGGGAGCGACACAAAAGUGAACUCGCUAGAAAGAUGGACACAAUAGUCAACCCUCUGAAGACAGUGGGCAACGCUGUGAUAAACCAGACAGAGAACAUCAAACAUCUCUCCUCCGACGGCUUCAGUAAACUCAGAGGGAACUCGCUCAACAAAGGCCACUCAAAAUCUACACUUCAGGGAACAAAAGUAGCUGCUGGGCUGGACCCAGAGAUUAAUGAGAAUAUUCCUCUGCGCAUCCUGCUGCUGUUGAUGGAUGAGGUCUUUGACCUACGACACAAAAACCAGUGGCUGAGGCGGCAAAUUUCACGAGUCUUGAAACAACUAAUAAAAUCACUUCUAGGGGACAGGAUGAAUAAGAAGAUAGUAGAGCAUGUAGACUUGAUGACCUCUGCAGACCAGGUGGCCGUGUACAUCAAGACUUUCAGGGAAUCAUUCUGGCCGGAGGGGGUUCUAGCUGAGCCCAGACCUGAGCGGAACCAUCUUGAGAAGAUGCGAACAAGGGUUGUGUGUAAAACGAAGAUGCACGGAAGCAUUCCAGAUGAGUUACGUCACUUCCUGGGCAGCGACACAGUGAGAAUCGGAACCAGUCGCGUGUUUGACAUGUUCCAAUAUCGCAGUCUCAAUCGACGUCUAGUGUACGUCGUCCUCGAGGGUGUUAUUGAAACGCUGUUCCCUCAGAAUCGGUUUAAUGAAAUGUUCAGGAAAAUGCAUUCCCAGUCUUCAAGGUUAAAAGUGCGGAUGGACGAUAGUUACGGGUCUCCUAGUUUGCGGAAAUCUUGAUGAAGUGUGCAUAGAUUUAGAGUAUUUAUUCAGUUUUAAUUUAUUUAAGUCUUUGUGCAGAUAAACUACUGUUUUAAUUAUAUGAAAACUGUUCUAGGGAAAAUCUGCCGAAUUUAAAAAAUAUUUUAUAUUUUUGAAUGAACAAAUAAUUAAUCUCCUUCAAUACUACAUUAAUAUAUGAAAUUCAUUGGAUUUACAUAGUGACCACUGGUCGAAAUUAGCACAAGCCAGUUAGCCUUUUAACUGGUCAAAAGCCCAUGAGAGCAGACAGUCUUAAUUCUGAGACUCCACUCAAGACUCAGAAAAACAUUUUUAUUAAAAGUUGUCUUUAUUCCAUUUCUUUUACAAAGAUAUAGCAAAAUGUUAAUAAAAUUUCAAAUAUUUUAACACUUCUGCAAAAUUCAUUAUUAGUACUUCCUUAAAAGUGAAGUCGCAAUGGAAUGAAGUUUUGCGGUUUUUCUGAUUGAGUCUGAACUCAGAUUUGAGACUGUUUGUUAAUAUGGCCCCUGGCUUGAAUUUGUAUGACAGAUUUAUGUAAGAGUUUGUGCGUGAUCAUCAAAUAGUUUAAAUUUGAUGACCCAGUGUUCAUGUUACAGUUUUAUCUUUUGCAAAGUCAUUUAUCUGUAAGAGUGGAGGCCUAGAUAAGUAAUCAUCCAUAUGUGUCAAAGUGACCCUGUUUUAGAUGGCCUACAUAUUCAAGGUUAUCUCACAUUGUGCAAUGAAAUAUAUUUGUUGUCAUAAUCAUAUUAUUAUAUAAUUGUAUAGCUCAUUGUUCAUAUUAUAAUGCUGAAUGCUGAUUGUACAUAGAACAAUGUAUAUAUGGAUCUUAAUUGCUCCACAGGAUUUCAACAAUGAAUUUUCAGAAAUUUUUAAUUGUUUUUUUUUUUCUCUUCAAAUUUUAAGAAAUUGUAUCAUAUAAUUGUGAAAUUAUUGUCAUUAUUUUUUUGUUUAUACCUGUAAAAUUUCCUUCUUAUAUCUUGCAUGAUAAGAUAUGGAAACUAGAAAGAAAUUAUUUUCAUAUUUCAUACUGACAGUGUGUUUUCAGUGUGUUUUCAGAUUCUAUAUCACAUUAGCCUAAUGUAGGUGCGCAAAUCUACUCCCAUGAUACUUUUUAAUAGAAAUAGGACAGAUGUUGGCAAUUUAAACGCUUUGUAAAAAAAAAAAAAAUGUAGAGAAAAUUUAUUUUUAGUAUUUUAUUUAAAAAAAAGAAAGUGAAUUUAUAUAAUAUAUAUAAAAGAUACUUCUUUAGUUCGUUGAUCUUCAUGGUUGUAUUUCUUCUUGUUGCUUAUGUAAAGAUACACCAGUUGUCAGGUCAGCGCACUGGCUUCUCACCAAGGCAACCCGGGUUCGAUACCCGGCUUGGUCGCAUGUGAGUUCGGUUAGUGGUUACCAAGCAGGACAAGUGGGUUUCCUCCGAGUACUCCCACACCACAAAACCACACUCCCACGCAACAACAUCGCAACAUGGUGCCAAUGAGAGUGACAUAGUAUAAGAUAAGGGAUAAUGUAUCACUUUCUUCACAAUUGUUGUAAAGUAUUGAAUGUUUAAACCGCACUCAACCUGUGGUCUCGUUGCACAAGCAACACAAAGUCGCACAACCCCUCAGAUCAAUUAACAUAACAUUCCCCCAGUAUAUAUUUAUAUAUCUUUGAUAAAUUGUGUUCAUCUUUAUUUAAUUGAACAUGUAAUAGUAAAAACAUAUUUUCUUAAAGAAACCAUUACUAUUUGCUGACUGCCUUUCCAUUUCGAUGGAAUUGUGAAUUAUAUAAUUCGUCAGACUUUUUCUGUAUAUGCCAGUAACUAUAUCGAGGGACAUUUUAAAUACCGAAAUAAUUGUUCUAUGUUUUUUUCCAGUUUAUACCCAUAUUUUUUUUUUAUUUUUACAUUCCAAUUACCAUGGCAGACAAAAAUGCAUUUCUUUUCAAAACUAUUUCUUACUAUUUUUUGAUAGACUUUAAAUGAGCAUGCAUUUUACAGGAAAUUUCGAGAUAUUAAAUAAUGUUGUUGUGAUUCCCUAGAUUUUUAUGAUAUUUUGUGUGUCCAACCUUGUUAAUGUGAUUGUUGUUUAUAGAUAUCCAUUAGUCCAGUUGUUAUUUCUUUUUUUGGGAAAAUCAUUUGAAAAAAUAAAAAUACCAA